Molecule: messenger RNA, 1947 nt
Organism: Penicillium angulare
Lineage: Eukaryota; Fungi; Ascomycota; Eurotiomycetes; Eurotiales; Aspergillaceae
Product: NADP-dependent malic enzyme
Exons: 5
Coding region: 1-1947 (648 amino acids)
Biological process (GO): malate metabolic process; pyruvate metabolic process
Cellular component (GO): mitochondrion
Molecular function (GO): malate dehydrogenase (decarboxylating) (NAD+) activity; NAD binding
Source: RefSeq, a predicted model, not a curated record
AUGUCCUGGAUGAUGUGCGCUCGAAUCUCCCAGGGGAAGGCUAGCCUGUUAGCUCGAGCACAUAAAACCACACGGAGCUCGCCCCAUCUUUUUUCAUUCUAUCAUUCUACUUCUUCCUCGACGACUAAGCUACUUCGCUCUUCGUCUGACACAAUGGCUCGCUUCUCUCCUCAGCAACAAAGCCGCCCGGUCCAUGCGACCCCAUUCUUGAACCACUCCAACACUCCCUCAGAUGCCAACUAUGACACUGCCAACCCUACAUACAUUCGCAAGUACCUGCGUACUUACGGCCUCACUCCCCCUCGCUCCGAGAGCUACGAAACCCAAAAGACUCGCUGCCUUGCUCAGCUCGGCCUGAAGAACACCUCCAUCGAUAAAUUCCUUUACUUGCAAAAUCUGCGCAAGAACAAUGUUCACCUCUUCUACCGUAUGGUAACAGACCACCUUCGGGAACUCACUCCCCUCAUCUACACCCCGGUUGUUGGCGAAGCUUGCCAAAGAUGGUCAGAGAUCUACCAAGGCCCAGAAGGCAUGUACAUUAGCUGGGAAGAUCGGGGUAAUCUGGCUGCCGUCAUUGCCAAUUGGCCCCAGCCUAAUGUCGAGAUCACAUGUAUCACCGAUGGCUCCCGAAUCCUCGGAUUGGGUGAUCUGGGCAUUAACGGCAUGGGUAUCCCCAUUGGCAAGUUGGCGCUUUACACGGCCUGUGCGGGUAUUCGCCCCGAGGCCACCCUCCCCCUGACCCUGGAUCUGGGUACCAGCAACAAGACUCUCCGGGAAGACCCGCUGUACAUGGGUAGCCGCCGUGACAAGAUCAGUGCCGAGGAGGAGAAGGACUUCCUCGAUGAGUUGAUGGCUGCUCUCACCGAGCGCUGGCCUGGUAUCGUUAUUCAGUUUGAGGAUUUCAAGAACCCCUUCCCCGCACUGGAGCGUUACCGCGAUACCUACACCUGCUUCAAUGACGACAUUCAGGGAACUGGUGCGGUCAUUCUCGGCGGUGUCAUUAACGCUGUCAAGCGCUCCGGCCUGCCUUGCAAGGACCACCGCGCUGUCUUCUUCGGUGCCGGUUCCGCCGGUGUCGGUGUCGCCAAGCAGAUUGUCGACUUCUUCGUUCGUGAGGGUAUGACCGAGGAUGAUGCUCGCUCUUGCUUCUACCUCGUGGACACCAAGGGUCUCGUCACUGCCGACCGCGGUGACAAGCUCGCUGACCACAAGGUUUACUUCGCCCGCAAGGACAACAACGGCGAGCAGUACAAGACUCUGGAGGAUGUUGUUGACCACGUCAAGCCCACCAUCCUGAUGGGUCUUUCCACUAUCGGUGGUGUUUUCACCCCCGAGCUCCUCCGCAAGAUGGCCGACUGGAACACCACCCCUAUCAUCUUCCCUCUCUCCAACCCCUCUUCCAAGUCCGAGUGUGACUUCGAGACCGCUGUCGUCAACACCGACGGUCGCUGCCUCUUCGCCUCCGGCUCUCCUUUCCCCACCCACACAUUCACCAACUCCACUGGUGAGACCCGCACAUACUACCCCGGUCAGGGCAACAACAUGUAUGUCUUCCCCGGUAUCGGUCUGGGCAGCAUUCUGUCCAAGGCUGUCCGUGUCACCGACAGCAUGAUCUACGCCUCUGGUGAGGCUCUCUCUAAGGCCCUCAACGCCGAAGAGAUUGAGCGUGGCUUGCUCUACCCCGACAUCACCCGCAUCCGCGAGGUCAGCGUCGUCGUUACCCGCAAUGUCAUCCGCGCUGCUGAAGCCGACGAUGUCGACCGUGAGACUGGUCUGCGUAACAUGACCGACUCUGAUCUGGACAACUGGAUCAAGGCUCGCAUGUACGACCCCCACACCGAGGUCCGCUCUCUGGAGCGUGAGGUCGGCCACCUGCUUUCCAGCCUAGGCUCCCUCUCGCCUCUUCUGAACGGUUCCCCCACCGAGGAGAAGAAUGCCAAGCUGUAA